Trichoderma gamsii is the source of this 1089-nucleotide messenger RNA. RefSeq lists its product as hypothetical. The transcript has 4 exons. Bases 1 to 1089 code for a protein of 362 amino acids. Gene Ontology annotation, molecular function: RNA binding. The record is from RefSeq and is a predicted model, not a curated record. NCBI's taxonomy places the organism in Eukaryota, Fungi, Ascomycota, Sordariomycetes, Hypocreales, Hypocreaceae.
AUGUCUGCUACCAACGUGGAGAAAGGCUCCGAAGCCCCCGUUAAUGACGCUGCAAACGCUCUGGGCAACCUCUCAAUCAACAAGCCUGCCGAUGACAAGGCUGCUGCCAACGAGGCCGCCUCGGCCAGCGCUGCUGAGGGCCGCCGCCUGUACAUCGGCAACCUGGCAUAUGCGACAACUGAGGGAGAGUUGAAGGACUUCUUCAAAAGCUAUCUUGUCGAGUCUGUCUCGAUCCCCAAGAACCCCCGUACCGACCGCCCUGUCGGUUACGCUUUUGUCGACCUUUCUACCCCCAACGAGGCUGACCGUGCCAUUGCUGAGCUUUCCGGCAAGGAGAUCCUUGAGCGAAAGGUUUCCGUUCAGCUGGCUCGCAAGCCCGAGCCUGCUGGUGAGAAGACUGAGGGUGCUAACGGAGAGGGCUCUGGCGCGGAGGGCUCUCGCCGCCGAGCCUCUGGUCGCGGUCGCGGACGUGGCCGUGGACGUGGUGGCCGCGGUGGCCGUGGCGGUCGUGCCACUGGCGAGAACGAUGAGAAGAAGGGAGAUGAAGCCAUCGAAGGUGAAGCCACCCAGGCCGAGCCUCUGAAGGACAUCACCAACACCGUCUCGGAGGAUAAGGACGACAAGAAGAAGAACCAGAACCGCCCUCAGCGCGAGCGCCGGGAGCGUGGCCCACCUGCUGAUGGCAUUCCUUCCAAGACCAAGGUCAUGGUGGCCAACCUGCCAUAUGAUCUUACUGAGGAGAAGAAGCUCCUUGAGCUCUUCAAGGCCUACGACCCCUCGUCAGCCAAGAUUGCUCUCCGACCCAUCCCCCGUUUCAUGAUCAAGAAGCUCCAGGCUCGUGGCGAGGCCCGCAAGGGACGUGGCUUCGGUUUCGUUACCCUGGCUUCUGAGGACCUCCAGCAGAAGGCCGUCGCUGAGAUGAACGGAAAGGAGAUUGAGGGACGUGAGAUUGCCGUCAAGGUCGCCAUCGAUAGCCCUGACAAGACCGACGAGGAGUCCAACAUCCCGGCUUCCAACGGCGCUGAGGAGGGCGCUACUGAGGCUGUUGCUGAGCAGCCCGCUGCUGAGGCUCCUGCCGCCACUGCUUAA